Molecule: messenger RNA, 1461 nt
Organism: Macadamia integrifolia
Lineage: Eukaryota; Viridiplantae; Streptophyta; Magnoliopsida; Proteales; Proteaceae
Product: UDP-xylose transporter 1-like
Exons: 9
Coding region: 278-1324 (348 amino acids)
Cellular component (GO): Golgi apparatus
Molecular function (GO): antiporter activity; UDP-xylose transmembrane transporter activity
Source: RefSeq, a predicted model, not a curated record
UACAUUACCACCAACCUCUACAAAAACUAUCAAAAAUAAAAGGCCUUCACACCCAAGUUUGCUUUCUCCAACAACCCAAACCCUCUCUCUCUCUCUCCUCCUCAAAACAAGCACUCAGGUCAGUCUUCUUCCUCCCAUCCCAAGCCGAAAACGCAGCUUCCUUCUCAUCCGUUGAGUGAUUUCAUGGAGCUCCAGGUGCUCUAGCUCGCCAACAGUAUUACAAGGGUAUAUAUUUUGCAAGAUUGUUGAUUUUAUUGAAGAUUUUAGAAGAAAAAAGAUGGGGGAAACUCGUGGUUUUCAAUUGGGUGUCAUUGGUGCUCUGUCACUUUCAGUGGCUUCAUCAGUAUCCAUUGUCAUCUGCAACAAAGCUUUGAUGAGUAAUCUUGGCUUUCAAUUUGCUACAACAUUAACAAGUUGGCAUCUGAUAGUAACAUUCUGCACUCUUUUUGUGGCGCAACGCUUCAAUGUCUUUGAGACUAAGUCCAUCGACAUGAAGACGGUGAUGCUUUUUGGAAUUCUUAAUGGGGUUUCAAUUGGACUGCUUAAUUUAAGUCUUGGGUUCAAUUCCAUUGGUUUCUACCAGAUGACAAAGCUUGCAAUCAUACCCUUCACUGUAUUACUAGAGACUGUCUUCCUGAAAAAGCAAUUCAGCCAGCAGAUUAAGUUUUCUCUUCUCUUGUUACUGGUUGGAGUUGGCAUUGCUUCCAUAACAGAUCUCCAACUCAAUCUUGUGGGAUCCAUUCUAUCUCUUUUGGCUAUUGCAACCACCUGUGUUGGUCAAAUUCUGACAAACACCAUACAGAAGAGAUUGAAUGUCUCAUCCACACAGUUGCUGUACCAGUCAGCCCCAUUUCAAGCGGCCAUACUAUUUGUCUCAGGUCCAUUUGUAGAUAAAUGCCUCACCAACCAAAAUGUCUUUGCCUUCAAUUACUCUUCUCUGGUCUUGGCAUUCAUCAUCCUUUCAUGUUUGAUUUCCGUCUCUGUGAACUUCAGUACCUUUCUAGUGAUCGGAAAGACAUCGCCGGUGACGUACCAAGUGCUCGGCCAUCUGAAGACUUGCCUUGUCCUCACCUUCGGCUAUACCUUGUUGCGUGACCCCUUUACACAGAGGAACAUCCUUGGCAUCUUAAUUGCCAUUUUUGGGAUGGGAUUGUACUCUUACUUCUGUACCAUUGAGAACAAGAAGAAGCAGGUCGCUGAUCUCUUGACAGUCUCACAGAUCAAAGAGAAGGAGACAACACCCCUAUUGGCAACUAAGAACAUGGGUCUUGAAGACAAAGAAGCUAAUGAAGUUAGAAAAUCAGCUAAGGACUCUCUCGUUUAGAAAAUUAUUAUUAUUACAAUCUAUUAAGAAGAUCGAAGACCUAGGAUUUCAUCUUAUUAAUUGUUUGAUCGAGUGUAAAUGAUUUUCAUUCUUUUGAAUAAAUUCAUCAAUAAAAUCCAUCGAUUUAUUGUAAUUAA